Molecule: messenger RNA, 3364 nt
Organism: Cheilinus undulatus (humphead wrasse)
Lineage: Eukaryota; Metazoa; Chordata; Actinopteri; Labriformes; Labridae
Gene: ryk
Product: receptor like tyrosine kinase
Exons: 16
Coding region: 442-2319 (625 amino acids)
Biological process (GO): cell surface receptor protein tyrosine kinase signaling pathway; positive regulation of kinase activity; axonogenesis
Cellular component (GO): signaling receptor complex
Molecular function (GO): protein kinase activity; ATP binding
Source: RefSeq, a predicted model, not a curated record
CCGAGUGAAAACUGAGAUAGUGAGGAAAAAGCGACGGGAGGAGAGACCAUGGAGGGAGGAAGCUGGAUGUAUUAGCUAGUUUGCCACUUUUGGACACUUUUUCCUUCUUUCGUUUUCGCCUACACUUAAAAAAGGCGCUUCGAUGUAGCUAUAUCCCGUGUGUGAUUUAUGCGCUGGGAAAACGUCGUAAAUCUCCCGAACGUUCUAACGUCCAACGUCUGACGGUUAACAGUUAGCACGACCCGACGAAAGUUAGCCUGCUCCGGCUAACUUAGCCCGUCUCGGCUAGGUAGAACGGACAAAAAACAAAGCCAGUCGAUAAGGAGUUAAGGCUAAAGUUACUCGUAAUGUUGCCUCUCGGGAUUAACUUUAGAUACGGAUGAGAAAGAAUUCGGUGACUUGGGAGCAACGAGAACAACCGAGAGCCAGACGACCACUGCUAUGUUGGGGUUGAUUCACGGCUCUGGCAGCCCGCCUGAGUCCCGAGGUUGGCCACACUCGGUGCUGUGGAGGCUCGGGGGCUUCUUCUUCCUCCUGCUGCUGGAGGGUGCAUGCUGUCUGGCCAGUCCGAGUAACCCUUCAGGCGUCAACAACAACAACCAGCCCAGUGUCAACAUAUACAUGAGUGUGGAGGAGGUGAAGAAGCUUUUGGGCCUUGAUGCAGAGCUCUAUUAUGUGCGGGACAAUGUGGUGAAUCACUACGCUCUCUCCUUCACCCUGCCAGUGCCCAGUGAGACCAACAGCCUUCACUUCACAUGGCAUUCCAAGACAAAGGUUGACUACCGGCUUGGCUUCCACAUAGAGAACCCAAUUGCCAUGAACCAACCACGGACCAACAUCUCCAUCCAGGGGGAGGUGCCCCGUGUUCCUUCUGUCUUUAGAGUGGACCUCUUCUGUUCCGGCAAGGUGGAUGGAGAGGCUGUCAUAACUGUGCAGCUCAAUCUGACCAUACAUGCCAACAACUACACAGUGCUCAACUUCAAGAGGAGGAAAAUGUGCUAUAAAAAGCCUGACCCCAAGAUUGCCAUUCCCCCCAACAGUACACGGCCUGAAUUUACAGCGGGUGAGACAACCCCCACCACAUCCACCCAGGUGUUUUAUAUAAGUGUGAGCGUCUGCUGCAUCGUCAUCUUCCUGGUGGCCAUCAUCCUGGCCAUCCUGCACCUGCACAGCAUGAAGAGAGUAGAGAUGGAGGACAGUGUGAGUGACAGUGGAAGCUCGCAGGGCCUGUCCCAGCCGUCCACUCAGACCACACAGUACCUGAGGGCCGACACUCCAAACAAUGCAGCUCCCGUCACCAACAAUCACUCUGGUUCUGCACCCAUCCUCCAGCUUGCUGCCUCCUCCUUCCAAAAUCCUGGUGCUCCCCCUCAUGAAACCAAAACUUAUCCAUCUCUGCGUAUAGAAAAGAAUGACCUGAGGAGUGUAACUUUAAUGGAGGCUAAAGCCAAAGUGAAAGACAUCGCCAUAUCAAGAGAACGAGUCACUCUACGAGAUGUCUUACAUGAAGGCACCUUUGGCCGCAUCUUCCACGGCAUACUGCUGGACGAAAAGGACCCCAGUAAGGAGAAGCAGGUCUUUGUGAAGACCGUGAAAGAUCAUGCAUCUGAGGUGCAGGUGACCAUGAUGUUGACUGAAAGUUGCAAGCUUCGAGGACUUCAUCAUAGAAACCUUCUGCCUAUAAGUCAUGUGUGCACAGAGGAGGGAGAGAAGCCAAUGGUACUCUUGCCCUUCAUGGCUUGGGGGAAUCUCAAGCUGUUCCUGCGACAGUGCAAGCUAGCUGAGGCUAACAACCCACAGGCAAUCUCUCAACAGGACUUGGUUUAUAUGGCCAUCCAGAUUGCAUGUGGAAUGAGCUACCUGGCUCGAAGAGAGGUCAUACACAAAGACCUUGCUGCCAGGAACUGUGUCAUUGACGACAACAUGCAAGUGAAGAUCACAGACAAUGCCCUUGCCCGGGACCUUUUUCCCAUGGAUUACCACUGUCUGGGGGAUAAUGAGAAUCGACCAGUCCGUUGGAUGGCUCUAGAAAGCUUGCUCAACAAUGACUUCUCUAGUGCCAGUGACGUGUGGGCGUUUGGAGUGACACUGUGGGAGCUGAUGACUCUGGGACAGACCCCUUAUGUCGACAUCGACCCCUUUGAGAUGUCAGCCUACCUGAAGGAUGGGUACCGAAUAGCACAACCAAUUAACUGUCCAGAUGAGCUGUUUGCAGUAAUGGCAUGUUGCUGGGCACUGGACCCUGAGGAGAGGCCAAAGUUUCAGCAGCUCGUUCAGUGUCUCACAGAGUUUCACGCAGCGUUGGGCGCUUAUGUCUGAAAACGAGCUGAUUUAUUCCUCAAGAGCAGCGUCACUAAAAGCUGAUGGACACUAUUCAUAAGGAAAACACGUAUGAAAAUGUGCCUUAUUCAAUGAAAGAGCAGACUUAAGCUGAUGAUUUCAUUUUGUACAGUACUUUUUUUGAGUUUUUAUAUAGUUGAAUUACCUUUUUACAGCAUAGCAAUGUAAAAGGAUUCUGUGUUGAAUAUUGUGUCGUAUGCUUUGAAAGCGACUAGACAUUGCUCUUCUUCUGCCAAGAGGACAGAAACGAUGGAAACGUGUCCUCAUCUGUACAGCACAUCAGCAUUUACAGACAUUUAUGUGCCAUUGGACACCUUUUAAAGGACAAUUUAGGCUUCACCACCUGGUUUUACAGACAGUAUUUUUACAGUUUUGUAACAUAGUAAGUUGUAGAUGUAAUUUGGAGGACAGUAACCCUGGAGCAAAAAGAUUAAGGUACCGAACUUAGACUUUAAAGCUUCUUUUGUUUAUAUAAUUAGAACCCCAAACAUUUUUCCUCACUCUGCUACAGUAAGCUCAAGUUUGGUACGACAAGCCCUUUUGGAGAUGGGGAUUUAUUUGAUGAUUUCUGAAACCUUAUCACUCGGUACUCUGUUUCCAAAAACAACGUUAUGGAUCUGUUCUCCUCUAUUUGUGAACUGGGUGCACGGACGCCAAAGCUUGAACAAAAUCUUCCUGUUUGAACAACCAGAGUGACUUUUGGACGCUGUAUUUGGAAUGUCACCUCUUUUGUAUAUUUUUGUUUCCACUAUUACACCCUCCAAACAGGAUUAUAAAUACGUUUUCAUCUUAAGGCUUGAUUGUUCUGUGUCAGAACACAUGGCCCUUCACAGGACGGAUUUUUUUUUGUGAAACUCUCACUCAUCACUGUGAACACACAAAAACGUCAUACCAGCUAAAACUAAUCUUACCCUCACACCUUUAACAUCUUUGUGAUGUGUCUUUAUGGUCACUGCAUGUUGAAUUAAGGUUGUAAAGUGCUUCCCCGAUUCAUAUCCACAAAUUAAAUGGGAUCUUUUAAGUA